Eurytemora carolleeae is the source of this 1159-nucleotide messenger RNA. Its product is annotated as chromosome transmission fidelity protein 8 homolog. Gene Ontology annotation, biological process: mitotic sister chromatid cohesion. The record is from RefSeq and is a predicted model, not a curated record. The transcript is spliced from 4 exons. Bases 44 to 439 code for a protein of 131 amino acids. Lineage: Eukaryota; Metazoa; Arthropoda; Copepoda; Calanoida; Temoridae. Gene Ontology annotation, cellular component: Ctf18 RFC-like complex.
GUAAAUAUUGUUUUUUUUUUUUAUUUUAGACUCACACAUCACAAUGCAGUUGAUGAUGGGUCGAGGGCCUGGUGGGACGGAAGAGUGGUUUCUGCUGGAGAUGCAAGGAGACCUGGAGAGUAGAAACCGGGAUCAUCUGGAGGGGAAGUUUAUCGGAGAUCUUCAUUUUACUCAUCAAGGUGUUCCAAUAAUGAUAAUUGGACAUCAUAUUCUGUACGGGAAGGAAAUGGAACUGGAAGCGCCUUUUCUUGCGGUAACCAAGCACGUCGAGUCUGAGAAUAUGCUUACAGGAACAGAUGAUGGUGAUGAGUUGAUGGACCUGGAGACCUCCUCCUCCCCUUCCUCUACCAGCUACACCGUCACAGCCGUCAUCAAGAAGAAACUAAUCUUUAAAUCCAGACCAAAACCUAUUAUUGCAAACGUGCCGAAGAAAAUAUGAACAAUACCAAAAUAUACAUUUGUAGAAAGGCCUUUAAACGCUUACGUAACUUCUAACUAUAAUGUAACGGCCAUUCCACAUAAAGUUCCACACUGCAUUAAACUAAAUCUGUUGUCAAGCUGAAAUACGGCAAAAUACGCAGAGAAUGAAUUAGUCUGACAAAUCUUUUUUUUGCGAAAGGAUGAGCAACCCACAGUCCAAUGUGCCUUACUGUCCUAGCUAGUUCCAAUGCCUACAUAUAAUACUAAUGAAAAUACUAGUUUUGAAUGAUGUUUUUAUAUUUAAUUUUGUGUUCUUAAAGGGACAGUUAACGGAAUUUUUAAAGUGACCCUCCUUUGUUACCACUUUUCCCAACGGUACCCUUAAAUGCUUUUUUCUGACCAAGAGUGAAUGAAAGUUAUCCAUUUUUUUUUAUUUUGAAAACUGUUUAUUAUUGUGGUUUCUCUGCAAAAGUGACGUGCGCAUUUCUUGCUUCUUAACCAAUGGGAAAGUUUACAGAAUAAACACUUUCAAGUCAUAAUCUUCCGCAUUAUUGAUCAGAUAAAGAUUUCAAGGGUACCGUUGUGAAUCGGACAUGACCCUCCUUCAAUGGAGGGUCACUAUAAAUUACACAAACGGACAACCGUUCCUUGAUAUUGGCAUUUUCCAUCAGGGAGGUCUGUAAUCGUUUACUACUAAUCCCCGAAAUCUAUUGUACCUGAGAAAAUUGAUAUUUCAGAA